AUGCACAUCUCCCAAAAACUCGCCCAGGCGAAGGAGGAGGGCAAGCCGACCUUCUCCUUCGAAUUCUUUCCCCCCAAGACAGCGCAGGGAGUUCAAAACCUCUACGACCGCAUGGACCGCAUGCAUGGCUUCGGUCCGCAAUUCAUCGAUCUUACCUGGGGCGCUGGUGGCCGCCACUCCAAAUUGACCUGCGAGAUGGUCAAGGUCGCACAAUCCGUCUACGGCCUCGAGACCUGCAUGCAUCUUACAUGUACCGAUAUGGAAAAGUCCAAGCUCGACGACGCCCUCCGAGACGCAUACAAUGCUGGCUGCACCAACAUCCUCGCCUUGAGGGGAGACCCGCCACGUGAGCGAGAAAAGUGGGAGGCAACAGCAGGUGGCUUCCGCUAUGCAAAGGAUCUCGUCGUCUACAUCAAGGAGAAGUACGGAAACCAUUUCGACAUCGGUGUGGCGGGAUACUCCGAAGGCAGCGACGACAAUGACGAUGUCGACGAGCUCAUCGACCAUCUCAAGGAGAAGGUUGAUGCCGGAGGAACAUUCAUUGUUACACAAAUGUUCUAUGAUACUGACCUUUUCCUGGACUGGGUCAACAAGGUUCGUGCCAAGGGCAUCGACGUUCCCAUCAUUCCUGGUAUCAUGCCCAUCCACACCCAUGCCGCGUUCCUACGGAGGGCCCAAUGGACGAGAUGCAAUAUCCCAAAGCACUGGACUGAGGCCCUGGAGCCUGUCAAGAACGAUGACGUCGAAGUGCGUGAAGUCGGCAAACAUCUAGUCGCCGAAAUGUGUCGGAAGCUGAUCGACGCUGGUAUCACACACCUGCACUUCUACACUAUGAAUCUCGCGCAAGCCACCCGCAUGGUCCUUGAAGAGCUAGACCUCCUACCCGACCCCGAGUCACCACUAGAGAAGCCUCUUCCAUGGCGGCCUUCGCUGGCGCUCAACCGACGAGACGAGAACGUACGACCAAUCUUCUGGCGCAACCGCAAUCGAUCCUACAUUGCUCGCACACAAGACUGGGACGAGUUCCCCAACGGUCGCUGGGGAGAUUCGCGUUCACCCGCCUUUGGCGAGUUGGAUUCUUACGGCAUCGGUCUGAAGGGCACCAACGAGCAGAACAUCAAGUUAUGGGGCACACCAAUGUCGAUCAGAGAUUUAUCCGAACUCUUCGUACGCUAUAUGGAAGGAAAGCUCGAAUCUUUGCCGUGGAGCGAACAGCCCAUUACGACCGAAGCUGGGUCUAUUCAGGAUGAUCUGAUCAAUCUGAACCGCCGUGGAUUCCUGACCAUCAAUUCCCAACCUGCUGUUAAUGGAGCCAAGUCUUCAGACCCGGUAUUUGGUUGGGGCCCGCGUAAUGGUUAUGUCUACCAAAAGGCUUACCUGGAGGUCUUCGUCUCUCCGGAACACAUCUCUGAGAUCAUCACGCGUCUCGAACGCGAUCCUGAAUUCACCUACUAUGCUGUGAACAAGGAUGGCGACUUGAAGACGAACGCUCCCAACGAAGGACCGAACGCUGUUACAUGGGGUGUCUUCCCAGGCAAGGAGAUCGUACAACCAACCAUUGUUGAAACAGUGAGCUUCCUCGCCUGGAAGGACGAGUUUUACCGCCUUGGACAACAAUGGGCAAACUGCCAUGCAGGUGUCAUACACAACGACUUCCACGCAACCCGUGGCAUCUUCCCCAUCUUCGAUGGUUUAGAGGUCAAGGACAUGGAUAAACCGUUGGUCAAUCCCAGCGUUGAUGUUCCUAGCGCAAACGGAGAAGAAGCGACAAAGGUAGUCAACGGCGGUAGCCACACCAACGGCACGAACGGCGAGCAAGCUGAACCUCAUAAGGAAGAAAACCCAAGCCUAAUCGAUGCUGCUAAAGCAGCCGCUGUCGAGGUCACCAACGGCAUGAGAAGCCUGGCAAUGUCCAACUAG
Molecule: messenger RNA, 1920 nt
Organism: Alternaria burnsii
Lineage: Eukaryota; Fungi; Ascomycota; Dothideomycetes; Pleosporales; Pleosporaceae
Product: methylenetetrahydrofolate reduct
Exons: 4
Coding region: 1-1920 (639 amino acids)
Biological process (GO): tetrahydrofolate interconversion
Cellular component (GO): cytosol
Molecular function (GO): methylenetetrahydrofolate reductase [NAD(P)H] activity; FAD binding
Source: RefSeq, a predicted model, not a curated record